Messenger RNA from Rhopilema esculentum, 6341 nucleotides. RefSeq names its product putative E3 ubiquitin-protein ligase HECTD2. Gene Ontology annotation, biological process: protein polyubiquitination. Gene Ontology annotation, molecular function: ubiquitin protein ligase activity. NCBI's taxonomy places the organism in Eukaryota, Metazoa, Cnidaria, Scyphozoa, Rhizostomeae, Rhizostomatidae. The record is from RefSeq and is a predicted model, not a curated record.
UGAACGUAAAGGGAUAAGGAGAUAAGAAUGUAUUUAUAAACUCAUCACAAUCAAUAGCGGCCUUGUGUAGAUCGAUUGUUUAUCGUCUACUUAACAAGAAGCAAGAACAGGUUCAAAAUCUGCAAGGCUUUCUUAUUUUGUAACCACUUGGUGAAUUUCUAGGAUCCGUGAGGCAUGAUUUCAGACUCAUUGGUAAGGUGACUUAGCCAAACUUAUUCCGCAGAUUAAUAAUUCAUUGCAAGAGAAUCAAACAACCUGUCGACAUCCCCUUCUUCAUUGCUCUGCUAUAGCAAAUGAAUCACAAUUUGAAACCUAUCGAACUUUCAAACUACGUAGAUGACUUUAUGCAGCAUGGACGUCGUUAAAAGAUCGAUAAACUUUCCAUUGGUUUCUCAUUAGAUGUCUUGAAGUAGAAGAACAACCGUAUCUUCCUACAGUCAGUACAGAAAGCUAAUGACCGAACAAAUGGAUCUAAAAGAAAAUAAUUGAGAACUUGGAGGAAGCUACAUGAAUUGAUGAAACUCUCAAAAUAAGCUCGGUUUUCAUGUUACGUCAAUUCAUUUCAUAAUACAACAGGAUUUGAAGGAUUAAUGCAAAGUUAAAGAUUUUCUUUAACGGCAAACAACACUGCUAAAUUCAAGAUAUAUUUCUGUGUCGUUUCAAUUGAUUUGCACUUUGAAGAUUGAUUUUCUAAGGAGUCAUCUUCCUUGAAUAGCAAACUAGAUAUUCCAAUUGAUUUGCACUUUGAAGAUUGAUUUCCUUAGGAGUCAUCUUCCUGGAAUAGCAAACUAGAUCAAGCAAAUUGAAUAAAAAUGCUUCAAAGAGUCAUGGAGUAAGCUGAUCGCGUGCCAGUCAUUAUGCCUCUUUUAGGGAAGAGUUCAAGAGACGUAUUGCCACCUAUAAAGAAUCCAGUUUUCAGCCUAACUGAGCGAAAUGCUGUGACUAUAACGGAGCAGACAGACUCAACUAAGGAUGAAGGCAAACAGCCGAUUGAGAAAAAUUCGAAAGCACAGAAGAAUGGUCGAUUUUCAGGGUUCGGUAAUCCCUUUAAAAGAAGACCUACUUCGACUGGGUCAACAGCUUCAGCAGCCUCAUCUAACACAAUAUCAGGGGGAGAUGAGCGGAUACCAUCAGCGCAGAACAAGACGGAAAGCGGAAGAGCCGAUGCGGGUCCUAAGCAUCUUUCGCUUGAUAGCGCUCAGAGCAAACUUGUGGUUGAUAAUCGUAGAUCUCCGAGGCAACGAGUUGCCACCCCUUUGGAAAAUGAUAAAUUCAAAAAUGCGGGCGGCAAUUCUGAAGUUACUCAUUUGCAAGUUGGGAAACAGAAUGUUCCCUCUUCUUCACCCGCAACAAGUCCUAGGCCUUGCAGUGUCAACACUAUUGAAGAUCUAGGCGAGAUUAUAACCAACGCAAGAGCGAACGAUAAUUACAGCGAAAUCGAAAGCUUUCUCACCUCAACAUUUGAAACAUUUGCUGCAAUAAACAAGAGAUUUCAGGAUCAAAGCACUCAAGAAAACAUAGACCCAUAUAACACAGCAAUCAACUAUGACUUCAUGGAAUAUGUUUACGAGUCUAUUCGCCACUUUCCAAAAGACCAGCAAAAACUCGCCUUAAGAUCAAUCAUCAAUUGCUUGUUGAAAGAUGCAAAAAGGCCUGGGAACAAUGACGACUUAAGAGCUUUGCUUAUACUCUUAAUGAAUCCUCAAUUCUUUGACGUUUCGACCUAUACAAUAUUUGCUCAUCUAUUGCGACAUAUCUGCACGCUGCCAGAUGCUGAUCAAAGGACGAUCCUCUACUGGUUUUACAAAGUGCCUGUCGAGCAAUUCAAGAGGAUGAUAAAGUCUAUCCACCAGUUUGUCGCUCAAAGAUUGUUUCCAACAAAUGUCAGUGAGAUGCCUCCUGUUGAGAAAUGCAGAUGGUGGAUCCAAACUGCAGUGAAAGUCUUGGCUUUGUUACAUUCUGCAAAUUGGGUCAUACAUCCACCUGUUGUCGACCACGCUUUCUUUUAUUGUGAUGAACUGAACAGAAUGGAUUUGAUGAAAGAAUACGACACUUGGCAACGGCAAACUGGACGAUUUUCAUUCUGUCAGUAUCCAUUUUUGCUGAGCCUCCAGUCGAAACGCUUUGUGAUGCAGAAAGACUCUGAGAUGAAAAUGUUGUUUGAAGCAAGGGAGAGCAUUGUAAAGCAUGUGAAGCGAAGGGAAGUGCCGAAUAUGGGAAUGUUGUUUCUGAACCUAAAAGUGCGUAGAUCGCAUCUGGUGUCAGAUUCCCUCGAUGAGAUCGCAAGGAAGAAAAAAGACCUGAAGAAAAAGCUGCGGGUCUCUUUUGAAGGAGAGCCAGGCCUCGAUUUGGGAGGACUGACAAAAGAAUGGUUUCUUCUGCUUAUCAGGAAAAUAUUUAGGGAAGAGUAUGGGAUGUUUACUUACAACGCAAAGACACGAAUCUGGUGGUUCAACAGCGCCAGCAUCGAUACUGAACACGAAUUCAAUCUACUCGGUGUCUUGAUGGGCCUGGCAGUUUACAACAGCAUCAACCUCGAUAUCCGGCUGCCUCUUUGCUGCUACAAAAAAUUGCUUAGCCCCGCUGUUGUGCCGUUCCAGAAUCCACAAGCUCCUGUGGGAAUAGCACAACUUGGCCUCCAUGAUCUUAGUGACGUCAACCCGGAACUUGCCCAUGGCCUGAAAGAGCUUGUAUCCUACGAAGGAGACGUGGAGAAUGAUUUAUGUCAAACAUUCCAGAUUUCCUACAAAAGUUUUGGGGAUGUAGUUACUAAAGAAUUGAAAAGAAACGGAGCACAGAUUCCUGUGACGAAAGAGAACAGAGACGAAUACGUGAAGCUGUACGUCAACUACAUUCUAAACAAGUCCAUUUACAAGCAGUUUUAUGCUUUCUACCACGGAUUCCACAGUGUCUGUGCCUCAAAUGCAUUAAUUCUUCUACGUCCAGAAGAGGUUGAAAUGCUUGUUUGUGGCAAUCCACACUUUGACAUCGAGGCCCUGCAAAAAGUAACAGUCUACGAUGGGUUUUCAAAAAACGAUGCAAUUAUCAGGCGAUUUUGGGAGGUGGUAUGUGGAUUCAAUAUACAGCUAAAGAAAAAACUUUUGCUCUUCACGACCGGCAGUGAUCGAAUUCCUGUUGGAGGAAUGAACGAAAUGAAAUUUAAAAUCACUCGCAUGGAGGGCCAAAACGUCGACAAGAUGCUGCCAAUGGCACACACCUGCUUCAACCAAAUCAUUUUGCCCUCUUAUAAAAGCCGGAAAACCUUGAAACAGAAACUGACAAUAGCCAUUUCAAACUCAGAGGGCUUCGGAAUUGAGUGAUGCAGUCCCCUUGAGAUGCCCCCCUAAAUUGGGCAGGAGGGGAUGUUCCCCUAAAAGGAGGGGUGUCUUUCGAAAGGGCAUAUGUGAUCCACUAAAACUUACCAAAAAAGACGGGCCAGGCUACACGCACCUUUCCAUAAAACCAAACUCAAAAUUAGUACUCUUGAUCUUAAUCUUAAUCCUUUGUUGAUCUUCUGCUAAAGUUUUCUUAAGUAUUUUUAGGUGAUACCGAAAUAGGUAACUAAUCGCAUAAAAGAAAAAAUUUCAUCCCAUCUUUAUUCUAACCACUUUCCAACAGUUUCAAAAACCUUAGGUGAUCACUAACUACUAAGGUUACUUUAUAUUUCCGCAUCUUAGGGCUUUGAAUCUUAUACACAGUAUCUUAUAAAAAUGGGUGAACACGGUCGAUUUCAGGAGCUGUUUUUGGUGGAUCCUUCACUUGUUUCGCUGUAAAGUAUAUAAAACAUAGACCUAUACAACAAAUCGUGUGACAAAUCCUUAUAAAACAGAGUAGUCGGAUGCAUGUCUCCCGCGUACCAGCUGCAAAGGCCAUUCCGUAGAGAACACACGACGACAACAACUGCUGGCAUCGCUCGAACUGACAAUAAAUGCACAUAAUAAUUUUGUCUUCAACCAAACUUCACACAAGGCUAUUUUAUCCCUAAAAUAUGCGAGAUUUCCUCAAGAUAUUAAAUCUUCCUACCCUUUGUAAGUUUUCUUGUUGAUUUACGAUUUCUGACCUGUGUGAAAUAGGCCAAUUCUUAGAGUUCUGAAUCUGACUACUUACCUAGCGUUACUUUGCAAAUAAUACUUACUGACAUGACUAAAGAGUAUAUAAUAAAUGUUCAACAUCUUGACUGAGGGUUUCUCUAGAAAAAAAUAUGCAAGAUUAUCGGAUACCAAUUUUGCAAAGACACAUGCAAAGAAGAUGUAAUAUAUAUGUUGUUUAUUUGUAAAUAUGCAAUGAAGAAUACCUUACUUUGUGGUAUUUAUCUUCCUCGCAAAUUUCUGCUUUGCAGUAUAAUUUUAAUUCUGUCUUCUGAAGUAAUUUGCUCAAGAGAGACGAUUAAGUGACUCCCCAAGUUUUUAAAGCUGCAUCUGAAAUAACAGUUUGUGACAGAUAAGCAAAAAUUGCUUUUGGAAAAUUGUUUGUGUGAAAAUUGCAAAAAUUGCAAAAAUAUCGAUGUUUAUUUAGAAGAAAAUGAUUUUCCUGACCAAUUUAAAAAGUUUGGUGAUUUCCGAUCGAUUAGGGAUGUAAUAUCAUGUUAUGGAAUAAAAAAAUUGUAGCAUAAUAUUGUGAAAACUAGAACCUGUUGCAAUGAAAAUAAGUACCCUUAAUUCAUAGCUAUCGUCAUUAAGAAAAUUUGUCUUUAGAAUUUUAGAAUUCUAACACCAUAAUCUUAAAGAAUAAAAUGAAAUACGAUAAAAUUUGCAGAACCAGUUGAAUCUGUUGCAAAUCCACUGAGGUAUGGCCACCAGAUGGUAGCUAGCAAAAACCUUCAGCAAAAAGUUUCAGCAAAGAUCGUCUCCUUAUUCAGAGAACCAAAAUUAUGAACUUAUUCAUAUCAGAGGAGCAUAGAUCAUUGUUACAUCGAAAUUUUUCGUCCCAACUGUCUAACAAUGCAAAGACUAUUUUCCCACGUUCACCUAGACAUCUGGCACUGCCUAUCAAUGAAGAAUCCCAUUCUAAAAAUGUGAAGAAAUUAAAAGUCAUACCACUCGAGGGCUGCGACCAUUAAAAGAUGCGAAUACAGGUGGGAAUUCGCCGUUAAAAUUCCCAAUAGAAUUAAUGUCCAAAAUAGCCGUCGGAAAGUCUACCUUGGGAAUUUUGAUAAAAACCUAGAGAGUAUUUGUGACCGUUUUAAAAAAAAACCAAUCAAAGGACAUUGAAUUCGGCUGCUCUUUCGCGAUACAAAGAAAAAGAGUCAACAAAUAUCUAUUCACAGAUUUCAUUGUAAAGUAAUGUUCUGAUUUCCAUUUAAGCCAGGAAACUUUGGCAGGGCAACACCCUUAAUUAGCCUCUAACUUCUGAAGUUGAAGAUAUUACCUUCUUAAAACAAAAUAUUAAAAGUUUCGAUAUUUACAACGCACAAAAAGAAGCAGUAUGUACCCAUAAUUUCAAAAGCGAAAUAAACUUCAAAUAAUCUAAAGGGAACAUCUACAUCCGAUUGGGAAACAAGGCUGUGCCUGUAUAUCGUGAGGUUUCCCUCAGCAGAGGCAUGGGCUGCUUCAGGAAGAUGUUGUGAGAAUAUGUUUGCGAGACAAUAUUUUAAAUGAAGAAUUUCAUCAAUGUGUGUAGAAUAUAGACAAAAAACGAACAGGUUUUUUGCAAAUGGCCGGUUAAGUUUCUCGAAAAGACAUUCUUGUAUCAAAGUUGACGUCGCAUGCAUCAUUUCCUUUUAAAUUUCUCCUGGACAUAAAUGUGUGGUUGAGAUAAGCCCUUUUGUCUGCGUAAAUGCUGCCUGGGUUCUUUUGAGGUCAUGUUGAUAACAGAAUUCAAAAAAUAAGAUUGCAGCUGAAACCCAUAAGUGGAUUGCUUAAAAAUCAUCGAAGAGUCGAUAAAUAUAUUAAUUGGCUUAAGUGGUUCUGACCCAAAAGACCAGUAGGCUAACGGGUUCUCUCUUAGAGAUAAAAAAAGCAAAGACUUGAGAUGGAAAAUAACCCAGUUUUUGUUUGAAAGGAACCAGAAUCGAGACCGAAAUUGAGACCCUCUGAAACCCUCACCAAUUUACUUCCGACUUGUCAGGACAGGAUCUGGAAUCCGCAAAGAGCCCCUACCUCGUUCCAGUGUGAUGCUUCGCAACAAACAAGUGAACGGCGGGAACUUAAAAUGGUAGCUGUUGUUGUUGUUAUGGUGAGUUGUUGUGGUAAAUAAUUUAAUUCAUAUCGCGAAGAUGUGCACAUGAUUUGGGAACAGACAAAACCAGAAAAUAAAGUAUGUCUGCAAGUUCUAAAAGAAGACUUGAAGAUGCUUUAAUGGUUGGGAGAGAAAUUGCUGCCAACGGCGAUGAGGAACCAAGG